Messenger RNA from Sitophilus oryzae (rice weevil), 3324 nucleotides. RefSeq names its product merlin (gene Mer). Gene Ontology annotation, biological process: regulation of organelle assembly; positive regulation of early endosome to late endosome transport; positive regulation of protein localization to early endosome. Gene Ontology annotation, molecular function: cell adhesion molecule binding; actin binding. Lineage: Eukaryota; Metazoa; Arthropoda; Insecta; Coleoptera; Curculionidae. The record is from RefSeq and is a predicted model, not a curated record. The transcript is spliced from 11 exons. Bases 119 to 1966 code for a protein of 615 amino acids. Gene Ontology annotation, cellular component: adherens junction; apical part of cell; cytoskeleton.
AAAAGACAGAAGAAAUGACAGAAAUCAGUGACAUAUCAACAUGAGUAAUUUCAUAACAAUUUGGAAUAAAGCUUUUUAAAAAUGUAAUUUAUUAAUUAGAGUAGUUUUUCAAUUAAGCAUGAUCGAUAGGAUGACGCCCUUUCGCAGGAAGAAAUGUGGAAAAUCCUUUCCGGUAAAAGUGUGCACUUUGGAUGCAGAAUUGGAGUUCAACUUGGAGUGGCGAGCUACAGGGAGAGAUCUUUUUGAAUUAGUUUGCCGAACGAUUGGUUUGAGAGAAACAUGGUAUUUUGGAUUACAGUUUGAAGAUUCAAAAGGAUUCAUAUCUUGGUUAAAAUUAGACAAAAAAGUUCAAGACCAAAGUAUACAAAAGAACCACCAAACAGCUUCGUUUAUGUUUCUAGCUAAGUUUUAUCCAGAAGAAGUUGCAGAAGAGUUAGUACAAGAAGUAACGCAACAUUUAUUUUUUUUACAAGUUAAGCAGGCUAUUUUAUCUAUGGAUAUAUAUUGUCCACCUGAAGCUUCCGUGUUACUAGCGAGCUAUGCAGUUCAAGCUAAAUUUGGUGAUUUCGAUGAAGACACGUACAAGCCUGGAAUGCUGGCGAGUGAGGACUUGCUGCCCCAACGUGUAAUUGAUCAGUACCAAAUGACGCUCGAAAUGUGGGAGGAAAGAAUCAGGGUAUGGUAUGCCGAUCACAGAGGUAUGUCUCGAGACGAGGCAGAAAUGGAAUACCUCAAAAUAGCGCAAGAUUUAGAUAUGUACGGUGUAAAUUAUUUUCCUAUUCAGAACAAAAAAGAGACUGAGUUAUGGUUAGGUGUAACUGCUCUAGGACUAAAUAUAUACGAAAAAGAAAACAAACUACAACCAAAAACCACAUUUACGUGGAGUGAGAUCAGACAUAUUAGCUUCGACGACAAGAAAUUUAUUAUUAAGGCUGUGGAUAAAAGUUCUCCUAAUUUCGUUUUUAUUAGCCAAAAAGUCAGAAUGAACAAAUUGAUAUUGGAUUUGUGUAUGGGAAAUCACGAUCUUUUUAUGAGGAGAAGAAAGCCAGAUUCAAUGGAACUUCAACAAAUGAAAGCUGCAGCCAAAGAAGAAAAACAGAGAAGACAAGUUCAAAGAAAUCGAUUAGCAAGAGAGAAACAACUAAGGGAAGAAGCAGAAAGAGACAGGGCUAAUAUGGAGCAAAGACUGUUACAGUACCAAGAAGAAAUAAGGCUUGCUAACGAGGCUCUUAGAAGGUCAGAAGAAAGUGCCGAUCUAUUGGCGGAAAAAAGUAGAGUUGCUGAAGAGGAAGCGCGAUUGCUGAGUCAAAAAGCAGCAGAAGCGGAACAGGAAAUUACUAGGUUAAGGUUAACUGCCAUGCGAAAAGAUGAAGAAAAGGUUACCCUGGAAAGAAAAACGAGAGAGGCUGAAAUGCUGACUGCCAGAUUAGUCGAGGAAUCGGAGAGACGAGCGGCCGAAGCUAAUAAACUCAAAGACGAAUUAUUAAAGGCUCGCGCAGCCGAAAAACAAGCCAAAGAAAAACUGUUGGACUUUCUAAGUCGCAGUUCCAAUUACAAUGGAUCCACACCAGCAUCACCAAUUUCAUCUGUUACAACGUUAUAUUCUGGUCCUUUAUCGCCAAACAACGCUCACUCUGAAUAUUCACUGUUAGAAAGUGAAUCGACAUCACCAGAUUUUAAUUUGAAUAUAAAUUCAUAUGAUCUUAUAGCUCACGGAGAUGCCGAACAAUUAUCUUUAGAAAUAGAAAAAGAGAGAGUGGAAUAUCUUGAAAAAUCAAAACACCUCCAAAAUCAACUUAAAGAAUUGCGUACAGAGAUAGCUGUUCUAAAAGUGACGGAAAAAGCGACCGAUUUUGAUCAGUUGCACGAAGAGCAAGUGAAGUCUGGCGAAAACAAGUAUUCAACGCUCAAGAAAAGCAAGAGUGGAAGUACCAAAAGUCGCGUGGCCUUCUUCGAAGAAUUGUAAAUAAAUAAAGUAAAACAAGGUAUAAGGUAGAAUUAUAUCUUUUCGAGAUGCAGCGAUCAUAGAAAUUAAAUUUGAAUUGCUUCUCUAUAGAUCAUACCAAAUAAACUCUUAGUUGAGUGAUUAAGCUUGACCGACACAGCGUUGCCCACUUUUACAUAUUUUCUUUCAAUCAAAGUAGUUUAGGAAACAAAAAUGAAUUACUUAUAAAUAUAUAAACAGUUAUUAUUUACAUCAACAAAUCUCACCUCCUUAACAGCACUUAAGAGACAUAAGGGGCCAUUAUAUUACAGAUUUCCCAUUCAAAAUGUUCUAAUAAGGCUGUAAUGAGUUUUUUGCAACGACUGUUAAGCUGCUUCGCCAUCUUGUAUACCUCGCACUACAAGCGGUUUAAAAAAAACUAUUUGCGACUGCAAGGUCUGCUAGUAAAAAAAAUUAAGCUUAAAUUAUCUCAACACAAUUCACUUGAAUCAAAAACUCGUAAUGCAAAACUUAGUGUCAAAACGAAUCAAAAUAUCAGGAAAUAAAUAAAUAAAUAUGGCAACGUGACAAUUUUUAGAGCAGAGCUACCACCUGAAUCGCCAGCGGGCAAUGUAAAUUCCAGUUAGCCACCCCAGCGUCGAAUAUGUCCAUGGUUGGCAACAAUGAAUUAAAUAACCGCGCCCUCGAUGACGUAACUAAAAGUUUAUUUGGUAUUGCUUAUAUAUGGAUAUUAUCUAAACCUAUUAGUAAAAUAAGUGAGGUUCGAUCUCAUAGAGUAUACAGUGCGUUCAAGAUAUUAUUUGAACGUAUAAGCUAAACUUUAGCUUGGGAUAUGAAAAGAAGGCGCUUGGAUCUAAAUCGGGUGAAUAUGGACACUGAUGUAGCAGUUUAAACUCUAUAUCAUGACUACCUAGAGUGUGUUGUGAACGGGAGGCACUUUUUGAGUUGUCACGUUGCUCUCUUGAAUGUCUAUCAUCCCUGCAGCUCGAAAAACCAAACUAUAUUGUAUAUACUAUUUUUAUACAACUUAGAAUAAGUCUGUUGUUCCGAUAACGUUAUUUGAACGUAAAAUUAUAUUGUUAUAAGCUUCUGUUUCGAAUUUAUACAAUAAUUAUUGGGCGUUCUUAAAACAGGGCCUGCGUUUUUUAUACAAAUAUUAAAUCUUUUUAUUUUACUCUAUAUUAUCGGUUUUAAAAUUUAUCUCUUUAUCUUCGGUAGGAUUGUAGAAAAAAUCUAACAUUUUUUUAGAUGGCUUUUAGUCUGAUUGUUAAGCUAAAAUAACUAUUGUUUGAUAAAGAUGGUUUAUUAAUUAUUUUAUGCUUGAAGUUUUUAUAAUUUUAAGGAAAAAAGCACUUGUUGAAAAUAAAUAUAAAAGACAG